This is a messenger RNA of Dipodomys ordii (Ord's kangaroo rat), 1760 nucleotides long. It is a transcript of the gene Metap1, whose product is annotated as methionyl aminopeptidase 1. The transcript is spliced from 11 exons. Gene Ontology annotation, biological process: proteolysis. Gene Ontology annotation, molecular function: metalloaminopeptidase activity. The record is from RefSeq and is a predicted model, not a curated record. The coding region runs from base 145 to 1305 and encodes 386 amino acids. NCBI's taxonomy places the organism in Eukaryota, Metazoa, Chordata, Mammalia, Rodentia, Heteromyidae.
GCCGGGGCUCCUCCCCCCGGCUCGGUUUCUCUCCCCUCCCCUCUCCACCCCUCCGCCCGCCCGUUCCUCCGUCCCUCCCUCCCUCCCGUCCGUCCCUCCCUCCUCCUCUUCCUCGGUGAGGCGCUCCUCCGGCAGGCAGGCAGCAUGGCGGCCGUGGAGACGCGGGUGUGCGAGACGGACGGCUGCAGCCGGGAGGCCAAGCUCCAGUGUCCCACCUGCAUCAAGCUGGGCAUCCAGGGCUCGUACUUCUGCUCGCAGGAAUGUUUUAAAGGGAGUUGGGCCACUCACAAGUUACUACAUAAGAAAGCAAAAGAUGAAAAGGCUAAGAGAGAGGUAUCCUCCUGGACUGUUGAAGGGGACAUUAACACAGACCCAUGGACAGGCUACCGCUAUACUGGCAAACUCAGACCACAUUACCCACUGAUGCCAACAAGGCCAGUGCCAAGUUACAUUCAGAGACCAGAUUAUGCUGAUCACCCCUUAGGAAUGUCUGAAUCUGAACAGGCUCUUAAAGGUACUUCUCAGAUUAAAUUACUCUCCUCUGAAGAUAUAGAAGGGAUGCGACUUGUAUGUAGGCUUGCUAGAGAAGUUUUGGAUAUUGCUGCUGGCAUGAUUAAACCAGGUGUCACUACUGAAGAAAUCGAUCAUGCUGUACACUUAGCAUGUAUUGCAAGAAAUUGCUAUCCUUCUCCCCUGAAUUAUUAUAAUUUCCCAAAGUCUUGUUGUACCUCAGUGAAUGAAGUCAUCUGCCAUGGAAUUCCAGACAGACGGCCCUUGCAAGAAGGUGAUAUCGUUAAUGUGGACAUCACUCUUUAUCGCAACGGUUAUCACGGGGACCUGAAUGAGACGUUUUUUGUUGGCGAUGUUGAUGAAGGAGCACGGAAACUAGUUCAGACCACGUAUGAGUGCCUGAUGCAAGCCAUUGAUGCAGUGAAGCCCGGUGUUCGAUACAGAGAAUUAGGAAACAUUAUUCAGAAGCACGCCCAAGCAAAUGGAUUUUCAGUUGUUCGAAGCUAUUGUGGACAUGGGAUCCACAAGCUUUUUCAUACAGCCCCCAACGUUCCCCACUAUGCCAAAAACAAAGCAGUUGGAGUGAUGAAGUCAGGCCACGUGUUUACAAUUGAACCAAUGAUUUGUGAAGGUGGAUGGCAGGAUGAAACCUGGCCUGAUGGUUGGACUGCGGUGACGCGAGAUGGGAAGCGGUCUGCUCAGUUUGAACACACCCUGCUGGUCACGGACACUGGCUGUGAAAUCCUAACCCGGAGGCUCGACAGCGCGCGGCCUCACUUCAUGUCCCAGUUUUAAUUUGCCACGAUGGCACUUUCUUACUGUACUGUGCAUUUUAUUGAGAGUACAGAAAGGAAGAGGCAGUUUUUUUUUUUUGGUUUUUAAAUCACUUGUUUUGACAGUAAUCAGAAAGGACUACAGCAUUUGGUGUGUGUCCUCAAGAGUUUGUCUUGGAUCUGAAAAAGCUGAGAAGAAUCAAGGAAAUAUUGCUCAACUCCUUUCAGUGCCCACAAGCCCAGUCCUCCCCCCCAGCCCUGCUCACCACUUUCUUGUUUGCCCCUUGAGCACUUUUACUUAAACCUGCUUCUAGUUGCUUUUAUCACUGCCACAAACUGGCCAUCCAGAGCCAGCUGCUUUCCAGGUGAAUGUUGAAGAUGAGAAUCCUUGAAAACAGCAACACAAAUUGCACCAGAUUUUUUUUUUAUUAUAUAUGUGAGAAAACAUAUGCAUACCUUUUAAACUCCAUAUAUGUA